CCAAGCACAUACUGAGCAUGCGCUGCUCGCCGACGGAAGCCGGGAAGGAAGGGGGCGGGCCGUGUCUGGCGGGCGCGGGGAAAAUGGCGGCGGCGGCGGCAGCGGCGGCGAACGGGAGCGGAGGCAGCAGCGGCAUGGAGGUGGAUGCAGCAGUGCCCAGCGUGAUGGCCUCCGGAGUGACUGGGAGUGUUUCUGUCGCUCUCCAUCCCCUUGUCAUCCUCAACAUCUCAGACCACUGGAUCCGCAUGCGCUCCCAGGAGGGGCGGCCUAUGCAGGUGAUUGGGGCUUUGAUCGGAAAGCAGGAGGGGCGAAAUAUCGAAGUGAUGAACUCCUUUGAGCUGCUGUCCCACACCGUGGAAGAGAAGAUUAUCAUUGACAAGGAAUAUUAUUACACCAAGGAAGAGCAGUUUAAACAGGUGUUCAAGGAGCUGGAGUUUCUGGGUUGGUAUACCACAGGGGGGCCGCCUGACCCCUCCGACAUCCACGUCCAUAAGCAGGUAUGCGAGAUCAUUGAGAGUCCCCUCUUUCUGAAGUUGAACCCCAUGACCAAGCACACAGAUCUUCCUGUCAGCGUUUUUGAGUCUGUCAUCGAUAUAAUCAAUGGAGAGGCAACAAUGCUGUUUGCUGAGCUCACUUACACCCUGGCCACCGAGGAAGCUGAACGGAUCGGUGUAGACCACGUGGCCCGGAUGACGGCAACAGGCAGUGGGGAGAACUCCACUGUGGCUGAACACCUGAUAGCUCAGCAUAGCGCCAUCAAGAUGCUGCACAGCCGUGUGAAGCUCAUUUUAGAGUAUGUCAAGGCCUCGGAAGCAGGAGAGGUUCCCUUCAACCAUGAGAUCCUGCGGGAGGCCUACGCCCUGUGUCACUGCCUUCCGGUUCUCAGCACAGACAAGUUCAAGACAGACUUUUAUGAUCAAUGCAAUGACGUGGGGCUCAUGGCCUACCUCGGCACCAUCACCAAAACGUGCAACACAAUGAACCAGUUUGUGAACAAGUUCAACGUCCUCUACGACCGACAGGGCAUCGGCAGGCGAAUGAGGGGACUGUUUUUCUGAUGAAGGUUCUGGAAGGGAUGAUGUACAGGGCCCAGACAACUGUUCCUUGGGACUGGGCACUGCAUUCCCUUAGAGAAACUGUCAUUAAUAAAAGAGCAGCCCCUUA
This is a messenger RNA of Peromyscus maniculatus bairdii (prairie deer mouse), 1164 nucleotides long. RefSeq names its product COP9 signalosome subunit 6 (gene Cops6). Lineage: Eukaryota; Metazoa; Chordata; Mammalia; Rodentia; Cricetidae. Gene Ontology annotation, biological process: protein deneddylation. The record is from RefSeq and is a predicted model, not a curated record. Gene Ontology annotation, molecular function: metallopeptidase activity; protein binding. Gene Ontology annotation, cellular component: COP9 signalosome.